AAAAAAAGUCGUCAGCGAGCGUGCAACGAUUCGACUUUGUGUUGCAGUAUUAACAAUUGUUUUGGGCCAAAUUGGUUUAUAUACUUAGAAAUAGAACAAAAGUGAAAUGGGUUGUGCAACGGCUACGAUCAAAUAUCUGGUAUUCAUAUUCAAUGCCCUCUGCGCGAUACUUGGCAUUAGCGUAAUUGUGGUUAAUUCGAUUGCACUGAAAGAUGUCGCCGAUGAGACACGCCCCAUAAUUAUAUUGUUUAUUGUGACCGGCUCGAUUGUGUUUCUGAUCUCAUUCUUUGGCUGCUGUGGCGCCAUCAAGGAAAACCUAUGCCUCACCUGGACGUAUGCCAUCGUGCUGCUGAUCAUCUUGAUCCUGAGCAGCGUGCUGUGCUUUGUCUAUCUGAAGCGCAUCGAUGAGCAGACGUUGUCGCGGGAGCAACUGAACCAGGCCUGGGACAAGCAAAAGAAUGGCACCGAUGCCAUGUCCAUCUAUCAGACGAACCUGAAGUGCUGCGGCAUCAAUGGCCCCAUCGAUUAUACCAAGGCCAAUAUCACAAUCCCGCAGAGCUGUUAUGUCACCAAUAGCACCUCGACCACAUCGACGCACACGGUUUACCCCGACGGCUGCUUAAACAAAUUGAUCGAUUUCUACGAGCACGCCUUUAAGUUCGUUAGGGUAUUUGGCUGGAUUUUGAUAGCCGUUGAGGCCGCCGCCUUUGUGUGUGCCACCAUUUUGGGCAUCAACUUUAACAACGAGCAACGUCGUUCCAGAUAUUAGGAUAUAUACCAAAUACAAUCAACAUGUACUACUACUAUAUGACAUACUCCGAAAUGUUAACGAUGCUUGAGUAGAUACAAAAUAAAAUAUUAUUUAAGUUAA
This is a messenger RNA of Drosophila novamexicana, 871 nucleotides long. RefSeq names its product protein late bloomer. Bases 107 to 769 code for a protein of 220 amino acids. NCBI's taxonomy places the organism in Eukaryota, Metazoa, Arthropoda, Insecta, Diptera, Drosophilidae. The transcript has 5 exons. The record is from RefSeq and is a predicted model, not a curated record. Gene Ontology annotation, cellular component: membrane.